Dentiscutata erythropus is the source of this 2214-nucleotide messenger RNA. Lineage: Eukaryota; Fungi; Glomeromycota; Glomeromycetes; Diversisporales; Gigasporaceae. The record is from the annotation of a GenBank genome assembly.
AUGCAACGAGAUCAUAAUUUAUCCAUAGAUACAACUGCCGCAUCCUAUGGUCAAGAUAGUCAAUCGUCUCCAUUGACCGAUGAUGAAGACAUUAAUUUCAAUUUGGUUUAUGCAUCACGCACUUUUAGAGAAACCGUUGAAGGUCGAGUUAAAGUUGAAAAAAAUGAUUCACUAAUUUUGUUAGAUGAUUCGAAUGAUUACUGGUGGCUUGUUAAACUAUUGAAGAAUGAAGAUGUUGGUUAUAUGCCUGCCGAAGACAUUGAGAUGCCAUUUGAAAAAUUAGCAAGAAUAAACAAACACAAAAAUGUCAACUUAACAAUACCAAUAAACAAUAUCGAAGACGAUAAUUUAUCUAUGAACCAAAAAAAGAGUAAAACCAGCAAAACCGUUUAUUUUACGUCCCCUGAGUGCUUUACUUGCGAGGAAGAAUCUGAGGACGAAGAUGAGCAAGAGAUUGAAGAACAAAAAACAGAAACAACGAACCAAGAAAACGUUGAAGUUCAGAUAAUAGAUGAACCUGAAGAAAUGGAUGUACAAGACACUGCAAGUGCUACACCAACGUCUCAGGAAGUUGAAAUAGUACCCGAGCAAACGUCAACAUCGGCACGUGCUGAUGAAAACGUUCAACAAAAUAUUGAGGCUAUAUCGAAAGUUGCUGUCAGUUCACCAAUAACGAUAAGCCAGGUUGAUCAUCAACAGAAUGAUGAACCUGAGAGUAACAACAGGAGUAACAAGAUAAAAACGAGAAAACAAACAGGAAUAUUUGAUUAUGACGUAAUGAAGAUGGAUUCGUCUAGUUUUGUUUCAAAAACUUCAGAUAUCUCAAAUCAACCUCCAGAAACACUUAUGCCAGACUUAGGUAGUGAUUUCAUGGAUUUUUCAGAUGAUGACGAUGAACCUCGUAUCAUAAAUAGAUUUUUUGGAAGAGGAGAUGGUGCUAGUUCUGUGAAAUAUAAUUCAACAAUAGAUGAUAAGAAAAAAGGUGAUAUGCCAUUGAAUAUUAAUAAAUCGUUGUUAAAUGACCAAUUACAAAUGGGAUCGUCAAAAGAACUAUCAACAAGUCCAAAACAUAGACAACGUAGAAGGCCAUCUAUUACUCAAACACCAUCAGAUUCUACAUACAGCGUUCUUCGUAUUUAUCCCGGCCAAAAUCUACCAACAAACUUUAAAUAUAAAAUUAGUUUACUAAGUCAAAAAACGACUAGUAUAGCACUUAUUAAACAAGCAAUUCAUCGGUUUAAAUUAGAUGAUGAAAAUUGGGAUAGUUAUUAUAUUUCUAUGAAAGAAAUAAAUAGAGAAGAAAGACAUUUAAUGCCACAUGAUCAUCCACUUGAAAUUUUUAAUUCAAUAGUUUCAUAUCAUUCAACACCAUUACCACCAUCUAUUAAAAGGACUUCAACAUUAUCAAUUUCAUCAAAUAUUUCUAACAUAUCAACUAAUGAAGCAAUAAAUAAACUACAAAUACAUGAUAAUCAAAAUAUUGUUUGUUUAUAUUUGAACAAAAAAUCAAGACCUAGAGAACAGAAGUUACGUAUUCGUAUUCUUGCUUAUUCAGAUGAUUUGCCUGUUAAUUAUCAAAUAAAGAAAAGUUCAGCAACAGAAGAAAAACAGCCUAUAGAAAAAAAACUAGUUGUAACAAAAAAUACAACGGCUGGCCAAAUUAUAGAAAGUGCAAUGGAUAAAUUUGGUAUUACCGAUGGUAUCGUUGAUGAUGAGCAAACAGUUGAUGAUAAAAGACCACGAUAUCGACUUGCUAUGUUAGUUGAAGGUGAAGAAAAACCUAUUAAUUCAAAAGCAGACAUAGCUUCAGCUUACCCAACAGAAAAUCUUCGUCUAGUUUCUGUGUGUUCAGUAGGUUUAACACCAUUGGAAUCAGAUAAUAGUCCCUAUGAGCUUACAUUUGUUUUAAGACUUUCAAAACCUAAAAAAGUAGUUCGAUAUUUGGGACAUAAAGAGUAUGAAAAAACAAUAUUAUCAGAUGGCUUUGGAUUACAAGAUCUUUUAGGGCGUGUUAGAUCAGAAUUUAGCGUUACGGAAACGAAAAAUGUAAGUAGCGGAUGGCAUUUUCAGGAUCCUGAAAAAAUUCUUGAACAAGUUAAACCUACAGAAAUUAGAAAAGAUGUCUGGUCUAUAUUCGAAAAUGUGAAUAAUGAACUUGAUAGAUUAGAAUCGGAACUUAAUAAAAUAUUAAUUGACGUUAUAAGAGUUUUUUAA